This is a messenger RNA of Closterium sp. Yama58-4, 2034 nucleotides long. The record is from the annotation of a GenBank genome assembly. Lineage: Eukaryota; Viridiplantae; Streptophyta; Zygnematophyceae; Desmidiales; Closteriaceae.
AUGCAGUACAAGCGGCGUCGGGUGGAUCGGCGGAAGGGAGAUAGGGGGUGCAGUGAGGGUGGAGGGGAGGGCAGUGUGGACACUGGGCCGUUAGAUGUUGACAUGGGGAGCAGGGGAGAGGUGCAUGGAGAUGUGACAGGUGAUGUUGGCAUGAGAGACAUGGGAGACAUGGGGGAUGUGGGAGGUGUGGGAGGUGUGGGGGGUGUUGGAGGGAAAGGAGCAGGCUACGAGGGUGUUGAGAGUGGUGCAGAUGGUGCUCAUUCCGUUGGCGCCGCUGGGAGUGGCGCGACAGCGAGCAGCAGCGGCGUGGAUCGGAUUCUGUCUGCCUCCGCCUCGCACAGCUGGAGCAGCAGCCAUGGCGUGUCAGCUGUAGCGGUGCCAUCAGGCAGUAUAGGAGGGAUGGACAAGGGCAGCUGCAGGCAUGUCAUGCUCACGCGUGGAUCACACGGGCAUGUGUCACAGACGCAAGGGUCGGAGGGGCAUGCAUCUCAUAUGCAUUUGUGCCACACGGAGGCUGUGUCUCGAGAGCGGUCGCUGCUGGCAUGUGUGAAGGACGAGCUCAUGGUGGAGGCAGCCUCGCUGGCAGCCGGGGAGACGCUUGUUGGCGGGCAAGCUCCUCAGGCAGAAGCACCAUCGGAAGUACCAGCAGCAGCAGCACCAACAGCAGAACUACGAGCCCCCACAGCAGCGAUUUCUGCAUCGGAAGAGAACAUGUGUCACGAGGUAUCAGCGCGUGUCGUUGCUGGUGCUGCUGGUGCAGGGGAGGUGAGAGGGAAGGGGCAGAGCAGCAGCAGGGGGGCAAGCGGGGCAGAGAAGCGGGUGCUGUUCCUGAAUGGGGUGGGGGCGGGGGAGAGGAGGGGGUGUGUGAGUGCGCAAGGUCUCGAAGCGUCAGAAGAUGGAGAUGUGGUGGAAGUGCAGGGGAAGGAGCGGGGGAGGGACGGCGGGGAAGAGGAGAGCAGCAGGGGAUUCGAGUCAGCAGCAGCUACUCCGCUCCCCCGCGCCACACUUCUGUGGUCCCCUGGGCCACUGCUGCCCCCCCACUCUGGCGCCCCGCCCUCCCCCUGGCGCUUGGAUGGAGUGGGGGAGAAGGAGACGCAGAGAGAUGUGGAGAGGGGGAGUGAGGGGAGAGAUGCGCAGGAGGUGAGGGUGGAAGGGAAGGAGGAGGUGAUGGGGAAGAAGGAGGGAGAGGAGGGGGAGGAGCAGGAAAAGGUGGCAGAGCAAGGGGUUGUGGCAGAGCAGGGGAUGGUGGAAGAGAAAGAAAUUGUGGCAGAGCAAGAGGCAGUAGCAAGGGAGCCAGGAGCAGCACGAGCAGGUGCAGAGGAGGACACACGGAUGCAGGACUCGGCAAGUGCUUUGCCCCUGCAGGCCUCUCACACCCCGCACACCAACCCAUCCGUGCCAUGUGCCGUCUCUGCUUCGUCAUGUGGUGCUGCCUCCACAUCCGUUGAAGAGUCCGUUCCUUCACAUCCUCUCCCAGCGGUAGUGCCUGCAGCACCAUCAAUACCACUUCCACCACCAUCAGCAGCAGCAGCAGCAGCAGAAGCAGCAGCAGAAGCAGCAGCAGCAGCAGCAACAGCAGGAGGCAAGUCUGUCAGCACACCAGUAUACGUUCCAGAGACAUGUCAAGCCAGUCAAGAUGUGAAGGAGCAGGUACAGCAGGCCUACAGGCCACCCAUUGCCAUCCACCUCCUCACUUCCUCCUCCAAGUCCUCCUGGCCCGCCCUUCCACCCACCACCACACCAACAAACCCAAGGGAGGUAACCUGGUUACCACCUCCAAACAUCACCACGUUACCAUCACCUUCCACCACAGGCCUGUCGCCUUUGUGUUCCCCAUUGGCCCCCUCACCCACCACACUGAUGUAUCAGAGGAGGCGCCCGGCUGCUCCUCGAGAGUUGCCCUUGCGUGUGUUUGGUGAUUUUGUUGCCAAGCAGCGGGAUUCUGCCGUUUCGCCUGACAUGCGGCUGACUAGAGCUGCUGCAUCAAGAUUGCAUCUGACCAAUCAGGAUGAGAAUGACAGGACGUUUAGGUGA